UAACGGCCGGCACUGCGUUGUGCUGAAUGGUACGUUCCGGAGCGCCGGGCGGAAGUGGACCCUUCUUCCCUUGGUGUGGAAGCGAGGGGGAUAAUGGCGGCCCCGGGGUGUCUCACACUUUUCAUCUCAGCCUUAAUAUUCGUGACACGCAUAUGGGCUCUGACUCCUAGCCAUUAUCUCACAAAACAUGAUGUUCACAGGCUACGAGCUUCCUUGGAGCGUCCUUUCACUGAUUUGGAAGGAAGCUAUUAUUCCAUUGUAGGACUGAACAAAUUGGGAGGCCAAGUGACUGAUGAAAAGGCUGCCUGUAAUUUCAUUAAAUCCAAGGUGGACCCCAAUAGUGUUGAUUCCCUCUUCUACGCUGCACAGGCCAGCCAGGCGUUGUCUGGAUGUGAAAUUGCCAUUUCAAAUGAGACCAGAGAGCUGCUACUUGCAGCUGUCAGUGAAGAUUCUUCAGUCACCCAGAUCUACCAUGCCGUCGGAGCCUUGAGUGGCUUUGGCCUCCCUCUCGCUUCCCAAGAAGCCCUGACUGCCCUCACGUCUCGUCUUAGCAAGGAAGAGAAUGUCUUGGCAACAAUCCAAGCUUUACAGACAGCAUCAUAUUUAUCCCAGCAGGCAGACUUGAGAGGCAUUGUGGAGGAGAUAGAGGAUCUUGUUGCCCGACUGGAUGAUAUAGGCGGAGUGUAUCUACAAUUUGAAGAAGGGCUUGAAACAACUGCAUUGUUUGUGGCUGCUACAUACAGACUUUCUGAUCAUGUAGGCACAGAGCCAGCAAUGAAAGAGGAUCAGAUCAUCCAGCUAGUCAAUGCAAUUUUCAGCAAGAAGAACUUUGAGACACUUUCGGAAGCGUUCAGUGUGGCAUGCGCUGCAGCUUCCCUGUCCCAGAAUAAUUAUCAUUUGCCAGUCAUUGCAGUCCCUGAGGGGGCUUCUGCUGUCUCUCACCAUCAGCCCAUACUCAAGCUCCAUGUGACAAAUGUUAUGUCGCAGCCUCUGACUCAGGCAAGUGUGAACUUGGAUCAUGCGAAAUCUGUCGCUACGAAAGCCACUGUUCUUCAGCAGUCUGCCUUUGCCCUGUCCGGAGAUGUCUUUGAGCUGAAUUUCAUGAGUGUCAAGCCUGCCAGCGGCUAUUACGAUUUUGCAGUCAACAUUGAUGGGGAUAGUCGAUUUAUUGCAAACAAAGUUGAGUUGAAAGUCAAGGUCUCAACAGAAGUUGGCAUUACAAAUGUGGAUCUCUUUACUGUGGAUAAAGAUCAGAGCAUUGCACCGAAAACAACCAGAGUCACUUACCCAGCCAAAGCCAAAGGAGCCUUCACUGCUGACAGCCAUCAGAAUUUUGCCUUGUCCUUCCAGCUGGUUGAUGUGAACACUGGAGCAGAACUCAUCCCUCAUCAGACCUUUGUACGGCUUCACAAUCAGAAGACUGGGCAGGAGGUGGUGUUCGUUGCAGAACCAGACAGCAAAAACAUCUACAAGUUUGAGCUGGACACUUCAGAGAGAAAGACCGAGUUUGAUUCAGCCUCUGGAACCUACACUCUUUACUUGAUCAUUGGUGAUGCUACUCUGGAAAACCCAAUCCUCUGGAAUGUGGCGGAUGUUGUCAUCAAAUUCCCAGAAGAAGAUGCUCCAUCUACAGUCCAAUCAAAGAGCCUUUUCAUUCCCAAGCCGGAGAUUCAGCACCUGUUCAGGGAACCUGAGAAAAGGCCUCCCACUGUGGUGUCGAACACAUUCACAGCCAUGAUACUCUCCCCACUGCUUUUACUCUUUAUUCUGUGGAUAAAGAUUGGAGCCAACAUUUCCAACUUCAGCUUUGCUCCCAGCACCAUUAUCUUUCACCUGGGUCAUGCAACAAUGCUGGGGCUCAUGUACGUUUACUGGACUCAACUCAAUAUGUUCCAGACCUUGAAGUACCUGGCUAUUCUUGGCAGUCUUACCUUCCUUGCAGGCAACAGAAUGUUGGCUCAUAAAGCAGUGAAAAGAACACACUAAAGAAAGAACCAAUAUGAGCCAGAAAGGAACGGAGCCAAAGAAGAGUUUGAAGAACAGAAAAUGAAAUGUGGAAAAUAAUUGAAAAUUGUAAUAUUGAAAAGAUUGCUUUAAAAAAAAGUUUUCCAACAUUUUGUGUUUAGUUGAAUGUCUUAAAUGGUUUGAAUUAUGACAUAAACAUCUUGUCAACCACCAAUUGUUUUAGAAUCUGAUGGGCUCCCAAAUUGUCAUUUUUUUGACUUUUUUUUUCUACUGUCUCCUUUAUGAAAUAAAGAGGAUGAGACAAAA
Messenger RNA from Elgaria multicarinata webbii, 2271 nucleotides. RefSeq names its product ribophorin II (gene RPN2). Gene Ontology annotation, cellular component: membrane; oligosaccharyltransferase complex. The record is from RefSeq and is a predicted model, not a curated record. NCBI's taxonomy places the organism in Eukaryota, Metazoa, Chordata, Lepidosauria, Squamata, Anguidae. The transcript has 17 exons. Bases 94 to 1986 code for a protein of 630 amino acids. Gene Ontology annotation, biological process: protein N-linked glycosylation.